UAUCAUACAACUCCCUGCGACUUUUGCGAGGUGGGCGAACAAGCAUUCCAAAACACAUCAAAUUGCACCAAAAUCCACCAAACACACCGAUACUCGCCAACCAUGUCCCUCAACGGUAAAGUAGUCCUCAUCACCGGCGGCUCUAAGGGCAUCGGACGCGCCACCGCCGAGCGGGUAGCCGCCGACGGCGCCUCCGUCGUCAUCAACUACCUCUCCGACAGCAAAGCCGCCAACGAGGUCGUGUCCCAGAUCGGCGCCGACCGCGCGCUGGCCGUGCAGGCGGACGCCUCCAAAAUCGCCGACAUGGAAAAGCUGGUCGCGGCAGCCGUCGACCGAUUCGGCAAAAUCGACGUCUUGAUGCCCAACGCCGGCCUGAUGCGGAUGCACGAUCUGGCGCACACGUCGGAGACGGACUUCGACCAGCACUUCAACCUAAACGUCAAGGGCCCGCUGUUCCUGGCGCAAAAGGCCGUCGCGCACAUGCCGUCGUCGGGCGGGCGCGUCAUCUUCGUGUCGUCCGGCCUGGCGACGUCCAGCAGCGUGCAGCCGGGCCACCUGCUGUACGCGGCGACCAAGGGCGCCGUCGAGCAGAUGGUGCGCACGCUGGCCAAGGAGCUGGCGCCGCGGGGCAUCACCGUCAACGCGGUGGCGCCGGGCCCGACCGCGACGGAGCUGUUCUACAACGGCAAGAGCGAGCAGAUGGUGGAGGCGCUCAAGAGGCAGAGCCCGUUUGCGAGGUUGGGCGAGCCCGCCGAGAUCGCGGGCGUCGUGGCGUUUUUGGCCGGCGAGGAGAGUAAGUGGGUGUCGGGCCAGACGCUGCGCGUGAAUGGGGCGAACAUGGUGUAGGUUGCACAUGGGGUGAGGGAUGGAGCGAGGUAAAAUAGCAUUGAUGUAUAGGGGUAUUCUAACGACAAAAUACG
Chaetomium fimeti is the source of this 920-nucleotide messenger RNA. RefSeq lists its product as uncharacterized. NCBI's taxonomy places the organism in Eukaryota, Fungi, Ascomycota, Sordariomycetes, Sordariales, Chaetomiaceae. Bases 103 to 846 code for a protein of 247 amino acids. The transcript has 2 exons. The record is from RefSeq and is a predicted model, not a curated record. Gene Ontology annotation, molecular function: oxidoreductase activity.